UUAGCAUAUACUGUAUGGUUGUUAGCCUAAAUGUCGCAGUACCACAUCAGCAUACAGGAGGGGAGCCAGCAGCCGCCGGUGGAGAAAUGUUCGCAGUGCUGCGUGUCUUAUCACUGCCCGCUCUGCAGCCCGCACGUCUACAAGCCCGCACACAGAUACAAAGUCUUCAGACAUCUGAAGUGUCACCUCUCAAGAGCCAUUCAUUUUAGAGGCUACAGCAUCUACAAGUGCAACCUGGGCUGCCGGCCACAAGCUCACUUCCAUUGUUUCUGUAAAAAACUUCUUUUGAAUCGUAAUCAGUUCACUCAUCAUCUGAAUACAAAACAUCAGUCCCUUCCUAAAUUGAAUCAGUCUGUCUGUCCUGGUGUUAAAGAUGAUGACAGCGAUGAUGAUGAUGAUGAUGCAGAACAGACUUUACCUCUGUCUCCAUCUCCAUCACCAGGAGAGCCACUAAAUGCUAAUCCAAGUCCGCUGAGGUCCUCUGGAGCGGACUAUGCAACAACAUGGUGCUCAGACACCGUUUCAAACGUAGUGAACGAGGGACCAACUUUAAAUGAUGAACCAGCCUCUGAACCCUCAGAUGAUACGGCAAUAAAGCCAUGUCAAGAAGAAACUGUGGAAAAGAAACUUGCAACAUGCCCACAAUGCAACGUGGAAAUGAACAAAAGCUGCGUUAACAUGCACAUAAAAAUGAAACACUCCAGCAGGAAUGCGGAUGUUACUGCAAAUUCACCCCUCAGAGAAUCACCGCCUGCUGUUGGCGGAUCAGAGAUUCAUCUCAGUCCCACUCCGGUGGAGCUGGAGAUCUUGACCCAGCUCAGAGUCCUCCAUCAGCAGCAGAGCCAAAUCCUACAGCUGCUGCAGAAGCUCACCAACACAAACGGCAAUCCUGACUGCUCUGCGGCUGAUCUGAGGGCCAUGUUCCCCAUCACAGAGGAGGAAGGACUCACUGACUUGGAGCAGAAACUCAGUGAAAACCCAGACUUGAAUAACAGGCUUGUAAGAAGAUAA
Molecule: messenger RNA, 1011 nt
Organism: Scomber scombrus (Atlantic mackerel)
Lineage: Eukaryota; Metazoa; Chordata; Actinopteri; Scombriformes; Scombridae
Exons: 5
Coding region: 31-1011 (326 amino acids)
Source: RefSeq, a predicted model, not a curated record